UGCAGUGAUAACUGAAUUGUCAAAAACAAACGAAAAAAAUUGUUUUGGUUACUUUACCAUUUUGUUUGCGUCGAAGGUGUUUGUCUGGGCAUUUACAGCAUUUAUUUAAUUUUAAUUCUCAUUGUCUGACUUUUAAAAAGCAUUUCGAUACUUGUGUUGUUUUAAUUGGCGGUGCUUAACAAGUGUUGUGUUGUGUGGGAAAGUGAGUGUUGUACGAAAAUGAGUAGUUCCCGUAAUUUGUUGUUACGAAGUCCAGAUAGUGAUGAGAUCGUCAGCAAUGCGUCCAGUAAUCUGUUGUCUGGUUCUCCUUCAUUGUCGUCCCUUAACAGAUUGCGAGAUACUUUCCGACGUUCGGAAAGUAUUUCCUCGCAAAUUAGUGCAAUAGUGUCGAAUGCAGCUGGUGUUGUAACGGGAACAAGUAACGUUCAAACUGGAAUAGCGUCGGAGGCAUCAUCAGCUUCAUCACAAACUUGUACGCCCAAAAAACGGAAGCCCGCUCGCGAUCCAGCCGAAAUUGAACGCAGUAAUUUGGUAAAUAUUUGUAAGCUCGUGGUGAAGGAGUUAUUGGAGCAAUCGUUGCGUUUCGGACGUAUGUUGGACUCUGACCAUCUACCGCUGCAGCACUUCUUCAUUGUAAUAGAGCACGUGUUAGGUCAUGGUUUGCGUCCAAAGAAGGGUCUUCUGGGGCCACGCAAAGAAUUAUGGGACCUGCUUCAAAGUGUAGAAAACUAUUGUCCUGAAUCACAGGACAUAACAGCGAGUGUGCGAGAUCUUCCCACGGUGCGUACACAUAUAGGACGCGCACGAGCUUGGUUGCGCAUAGCUUUGAUGCAAAAGAAAUUAGCUGAUUAUCUGCAAGCGCUUAUCGAGCAUCGAGAUGAUUCGCUCUACGAAUACUAUGAGUCACAUGCGCUGAUGAUGAGCGAUGAGAUUGUGGUCAUUAUGGGAAUCUUAGUGGGUCUAAAUGUGAUUGAUUGUAAUUUGUGCGUGAAGGAGGAAGAUUUGGACUCACAGCAGGGUGUUAUUGAUUUUUCGCUUUACCUGCGUUCGAGUUCGCGUAGUACCGAUAAUGAUGAGGAGAUCAAUCAGUCACUGGAGGCGAACGGUCAAGGCAAUAUGAUUGCGGUUUUGGACCAGAAAAACUACAUUGAAGAGCUCAAUCGGCAUCUAAAUGCCACUGUAGGUAAUCUGCAAGCUAAAGUCGAAACUCUGACCACUACAAAUGCGUUAAUGAAGGAGGAUCUUGCGAUCGCGCGUAACAGCCUAUUGGCCCUGCAAGCCGAGAACCAGGCGCUUCGUCAAAGUGCGACCAGUUCUAAAGAUGUUCCUAUAUCCAAUGUCGAGGCCAGUCCAAACAAAUCGACGGAUAGAGCGAAUAAAGCCACGAUUGAGUCGCUAACAGCCGAAUUGAGUGAAGAGAAAAAGAAAAAUUUAGAGCUAGACAAGGAAUUGAAACUACAAAUAUCACUCAAAGCUGAAUCUGAUAUGGCAAUGAAAUUGCUUGAGAAGGAUAUACACGAAAAGCAGGAUACGAUCGUAUCGCUGCGUCGACAAUUGGACGAUAUCAAACAAAUUAAUUUGGAAAUGUAUCGUAAAUUACAGGAAUGUGAAGACGAACUAACCCAAAAGGGUGAAAUGGUGUCACGACUACAAACCAAAGCUUCGCAAAUUGGCAAUAUUUUGCAGUCAUUAGAGAAAAAAUAUGAAAAUAAGUUAGAGCAACAACAACAGCUAGCUGGCCAUACAGGUGGAGGAGGAGACAAAUCGCCCAGUACACGACGUCAACAAAAUUUACAAAAAUUUGAAGCACUCACCAAAAAACACCGCCAGGACAUCGGACCACCAGUAAAGCGUUUACAUUUAAAAGUCGACGCCAUACCGCCUUUCAAUCCUAACAAUUAUCGCAAAUCACCAUCGGCAUCCGUGGCACCCGAAAAAUUAGAGACUGAUGGUGAACUUAAAACACCAACUUCAGCGAAAUCAUUCACCGAAGUGGGCAAAUCGUAUCCGGAUAAACCGAUGGACACCUGCAAAAGUGAUUACAUGCUCUCACAAGAGCAAAUGCAAAAUUAAAACGAUUGCAUUCAAUUAAUUGCAUUAAUUACAAUUUGAAUUUAAGCAUUUAUUUUAGUUUUCGUAUGCAUUUCGAAUUCGAAAUUCAAAACAUACCUACAUACAUAGUUCAAUGCUUUCUUAUCGAUUUGAAUGUCAGUAAUGCAUACAUACAUACAUACACAUAGCUGCCGCAAAGCCUUGAAGCCCCAGAACAAAUUCUGUCUAAAACAAAGCUUUGCUAAUGGAAAUGAAAAGCUAAAUUUUUAACAUAUUUCACUUGGAUAAUAAACAGAAACAACAACACUAAUGUAUGUACGUGCUAUAUGCAGAAAUUCUCUUUUCCAAUUUAUAUAUGUAUGUAUAUGUAGCUGUGAACAGUAAUUACUAAUAUUCAUAUAUAAAAGUACUAAAGGCCUUUUUACUAUCUAGGAGGUGUUAAAAAGCGAAAUUAAAAACCUACAACAAUAAUAAUAUAUACAUAUAAAUAUACAUAUAUAUAUGUAGAAUGUAUAGAAUAUAUAUAUAUAUAAUAGGGGUGUAAGUACAUACAAACAAACAUUCAUACAUAUAUUAUUGUUGAAAAUAUGGAUGUUGAAGUAAUGCAAAUGAAUCUGAAGGCGGCGACUCAUUUGAAUAUUUGCGGUCUAGUCAAAAGUACAAUAAAAAGUACAUAAAUAAAAUACCUGCGCAUAGACAAACCGAAAAGUUACUUAUAGACAAAAUCAAUCAGAAGAAAGUUGGAAUCAUAUACUUUACUUAUACAUACAAACAUACAUAGUUGCAUACAUACAUACAUACAUAUAAUAUUAGCAUUUAGAGAAAGCUGUAGCCAGUGAAUUUAAGCUUUUUUUCAAAUCCAAUCGGUUUUAGUUAAAUUUUGCUUGAAAGUUUACGAGCAAAAGCAUGUACACUUGUGCUCACAUAUUUAAGUCAGUGUGUUUUUUUACAAUAUUCAAAAUCUAUUUCGUGCUAAUGGUAGCGGCAGGCUAAUCACCUACCCUGCCAUUAAACAAAAUAGAUUAACGAAACCAACGCAAGACCGAGUCUUGUCGAGGACCUAUGCUCCCGAGUGGAGUGAACAAGGAAAAAAAAAUCGUGCUAAUUUUUAAUGAACAUUUUUUAUAGUUCAUUGUACAACAGUGAACUUCAAAGUUCAUAAAGCUCCAAACUUUGUACAAAAUUCACAAAAGUUUAACGAAUUUCAAAAAAUUGUCAUAAAAAUUUUAAAAUUUGUAAUCAAUGUAAUCUUUAGCAAACUUUUGGAUAUGCAAAUUAGUGCAUCGAAGUGGAAGUUUGAAGCCGCUCAAAACUCGCGUUGAACUUUGACAUUUUUUUUCCAGAUAAAAUACUUUCGAACGUGCGCUUUUUUCAACUCUUAACAGUAUGAAAAUAGGUACAUUAGGGUGACCGCUAUUUCCGAAAUUGUUGAUAUUAUUCGGUACAACCUCUAGAAAUAUUAAGUUACCCAAAAAACAUACUGAAUAUGAAAUACAGUAGAAACUUGAUUCUUGCAAGUGCUGAGGUUUUUUUCCAUAUAAAUUUAAAUAGUGAUUUUUUUACUGAUAGCAAUCCAUGUUGAUUUGAUUUUAUUGUAUUAAUUAAAUACCCUUUAAAGCGAUAAGCUUCAUUUGAAAUUAAAGAAAUUUUCGAUUUCGGUUUGUUUUGCACACACUCG
Messenger RNA from Anastrepha ludens (Mexican fruit fly), 3730 nucleotides. RefSeq names its product protein RUFY3. The transcript has 7 exons. NCBI's taxonomy places the organism in Eukaryota, Metazoa, Arthropoda, Insecta, Diptera, Tephritidae. Gene Ontology annotation, molecular function: metal ion binding. The record is from RefSeq and is a predicted model, not a curated record. The coding region runs from base 220 to 2073 and encodes 617 amino acids. Gene Ontology annotation, cellular component: cytoplasm.